AUGAACUCUCAAAAUGGUGAGACCAAGGACAACAAUUGUGUCGUCGCCGAUCCCGAAACAGAGAAUGAACGGAGUGAAAUAAACUCUGUAAAUGAAAAUAUUUACUCUGAUCCUCAAAAUUCCGAUGUCGAGAAAAACAGUUUUGUGAACAUUGAAGCCAUUGAAGCCAAUUCGUUUGUUGAUAACAAUUUAGCUGCCAGUAGUGGCGUUUCUGAAAUCGAAGAAAUUGAUGCCAGACAUGAACAGUUACUGAAUUUUCCUGUGAAUGAUAAUCCACAUCAGUUAAGACUUUACAAUGUUGAUCAUAUGACUGAACAAGGGACUGAACUACAUUUCACUGAAGUCCUUGAAGAUAAACGGGAAACUAACGAACUACGAGAAAUCCAUGAAGAGAUUCAUCGUGUUUCUAGACCUGAUGAAUCUUAUAAACUUAGCCUUCCAGAUUCUCUUAUAAAUGCUAAUAACGAGUGUAUCAGCAGUCACACAGAAGUAGCAGAAGACCUCAGGAGGCGCGAAGAGUUGAUAGAAAGGUACAGACAAUCUUUACACGAACAGAAAGCUGUCAAAGAUUUGAACCUCCAGCUCCAAACAAAGUUGGCUGAAUACUUUAGACGUAAAAAAGUUGAGGCCUCUGAUCAACAGACCACACGGUCAAGCAUUAGCGGUAUAGUGAGUGACUCUUCUACAGAUUAUGAGCAGAAAUAUAUCAAGUAUAUCUCAGAUAUCUCUGACCUUCGUCACCAGUGUAAGGUAAUGCAAUCUUCUUAUACUGAGCAGAUUAACGAGAUGAAAAUCUUAUGCCAGAAAAAACAAGAAGAAGUUGAUAAAGCCUACCAAGAUUUUACGGAAUUUAAGUAUAACGUAGGAAGGAAGGCGAUAAAUACUCGUACUGGGAAACCAAUAAGCUCUAAAGAACUUUCUUCUAUGUUUACGACCGAAAAAAAUAAAGAAGCCAUGGUCAGAGAAGUUAGGCUAGAAAACAUAAAGCUAAGAAAUCAACUCUCAAAGGUUGAGGCUCUGCUAAGGUCCAGAGAUGAACUGUCAGAAGGCUUACAUUUAAUUGAUUUUGAGCAGUUAAAAAUCGAGAAUCAAACAUUUAAUCAAAAAAUCGAGGAAAGAAACGAAGAGCUGAGCAAAUUAAAACGGAAAAUUUCGAACACAGUUCAAAUAAUUACUCAUAUCAGAGAAAAACUUCAAGCUGUUCUUGACAGUAAUGCCUGUCAGAAGAAAAUACUCGAUAGUAUCGAUAGGGAUUUGUCACUAAACAAAGACCAUCUAACAAAAAUUAGAAAGGCUAGAGAACUUCUUAAGACUGAGAAUGCCAAACUUCGCCGGUCUUGUGGACUUUUAGGAAGAAAUGCUUUGUUACUAAACUACGAAGAUUCAUUUGACUCUGUAGUAAACAAAAGACAGUCUUUGGAAGAAACAAAGCGCAUUACUGCAAACUACCGACUUCAAACAAAGGCUUUGACUCAAAAAAUUAAGAGCCUGCAGAACAAUAGGACAGCUUUUUGA
Schistosoma spindalis is the source of this 1515-nucleotide messenger RNA. NCBI's taxonomy places the organism in Eukaryota, Metazoa, Platyhelminthes, Trematoda, Strigeidida, Schistosomatidae. The record is from the annotation of a GenBank genome assembly.